UUGGGCUUUCGUAAAUGUUCAUAGUAUCCAUUUCCAAACUAGGACCGAUGCCAAUAUCCAUCAGCACCCUGUGAAUUAUUAUUCCAUGUUCUCACCAGAACGAUUUUACUAUUAAGACCUGCAAGACUAUAAGGGUUUGUCUUCAUACCUGACGGAAGGCCAUCAAGAUUGACGUCAUGCAAAGUUCAAGACGAGGUCGGAACCAGCCCCUGGAAUCUUGGGAAGGAAUCAAAAGUGGUCUUAUUGAGGUCAUCGAUACAGACAAAGACAUAGAACGAGAAUUCUUCAAUUCGUCCUAUACAAAACUGAGACAAGAAAUCAAGAAUGGAGAACAAUUUUUCCAGACCCUUGAAAAUAAUUUUGGGGAACAUUUUCAUGUUGUCGAAUUCCUCAUCAACCUGACUGAAGAUAUUGGACUUCAUGUUGAUGAUGGUUCGACUAAGGUCGCUGACUCUCUUCGCGAAUACUUGAAUGGGUUAAAAGAGUAUGAAAUUGAAUUGAAUGAAAAGGGUCUUGGAACAAAAUGUUUCAUCGGAAGAGAGGAAGAACUUGCGUGUAUCAUCCAAAAUUUGAAAACUGAAAAGGAUAGAAAGGGACUUCUGAUAUGCGGGAUGGGUGGAAUGGGGAAAACAAGUUUGGCGGUUGAGGUCUGUCGUCAUCUGUACAUGGAAGACAAGUGGAAUGUGUUUAAAAUAGACUUAAGAGGAGAGACAACUCUUCGUGAUUUGCUGCGCAACACAUUGACGAAAUUUGGAGAAAGGUUGCCAUUUUCAUCGACGGAUAACACAGCAGGAGGCAAUAUAGGGGAAAGCGAUCUGAAAUAUUUACAAGAUUUACUUAUAAAGAGAUGUAAUCAUGAGAAGUCAGAUACAGUCUUGUUUUUGGACAACAUUGAUGGUAUCCUAGAAAAGGACAGACAAAGAUUUUUGUCCUUUGCUCAGCAACUGCUACAGAAGUCAAAUACCAAUUCAGAUGAGGAUGACCAAUUUCCGUCGAAGAUGCGGAUUAUUUUCACAGCAAGAGAAAAACUAAUUUCGAGCAAGGCUGUUGGUUUACGCAGGGGAUUGAUUCAAGAAGUUGAAAUCAAAGGUUUAAAUAACGCAGAAGCUGUUGAAUUAUUUACAUUGACCCUUGGAAAAGAGCCUGAUACGGAUACGGUGACAAAGAUAGUUGCGUUCUGUGGAAACUGUCCUUUGGCCAUUCUAUCGCUGUGUAACAGCAUUCGAGGCUCUGAAUUGACACCAGAACAGUUAUUAUUCCAACUCCAAAUGAACCAAAAAGAUGCAGGAGAAUUUGAUAGUUUUGGAAUUGAGUCAUGCCUGGAACAGUCUUUCCGUCUUUUGAAUAAAGACCUUCAAAGAUUUUUACUCGAGUUGUCAGUGUUUCGUACAGCCCAGUUUGACAUCCAUGCAGCAGUUGCGAUUGCUGGUAGAAGCCAAAGUAGUAAAAAGGCGGCAACAGCUCUCGAUUUAGUACAUCUCAAGAGCCGGCAUUUUGUUGAAGUUACGGUCGAAGGCCUAAGAAGGUCCAAGGCCUACUCUUUACAUCCGUUAGUUGUUCAAUUCCUGAUAAAGAAAACUGAAGGAAUGACUGCAGAAGACGAUCUCAUCAAGAAGGCAAGAAGUAGAUUUAUUGAACAUUUUGAUGGGGUGGUUCAGUCCAUAUCUUUAGAUCUUCAAAACGACCCAAUGGAAACUCAAAGAAAGCUCAUUCAAAAUAAAACUCACAUCCAAAGUUUCUUCAGCUACUUGAUUACCUCUGAAGGAAAACUGAGGCAGACAUGCGUCGAUUCACCGAGUGUGAUGGGUGAAUUUCGAAGAGAUGAAUUAUGCUCUUUCAUUCUGAGUGAGCACGAACGCAAGGAUUAUUAUGACCAAUAUAUCCAGUAUGCCAAGGAAAAUGGCUUAAUUCUGGAUGAGAUAUAUUUCAAAACAGCAAAAGCAAGAUUGUUCUUUGAAAUCGAUAGAUCAGAUGAAUGCGAGAAGCUGUUAAACGAAACAGAGGACCUCAUAAACAGAGAAAACUCCCUAGAUGAAGGGACGAAAUCCCCAUUAUUAGGACUGUUCUACUGGAUGAAGGGCAGAUUUCAAAAUGCUAGGUCUCAAUAUAAGAAUGCCUUAGCGAUGUUUGAAAGAUCUUUAAAAUUCUAUCAAGAAGAACCAGAACUUUAUAAUACGGACAUUGCAAACAUAUACAAUUCUAUAGGAGUGCUUUACUACAAUCAAAAGGAAUAUGACAAGUCUGAAUGCUACCACAGAAAAGCGCUAAAGAUGGCAUUGGAGCAUAUGGGAGUUGACGCUGAGGGAAUCAACAUUCAAGUUUAUUAUACUAACAUUGCAACUGCUCUUUUUGCGCAGUGGCAAAAACAAUCAAAAUCAAGUAUUCUCGAGGAAUCAAACCGCACACUCUUAAAUCAAGCUGAAGAAUACUAUACUCUUGCCAUCUAUCACGACCCUAAAGCAUCGGAGAGUCGUGCAAAGAAACUGACCAAUCGUGGGAAAUUAUACCUCAAAAUGGAAAGGUACGAUGACGCUGAGCAAGAUUUCCAAGAGAGUCUUCAGAUCAGGAAGGAUACCUUAGUCCCUCCCAAUAUUAACCUUACGCAUGCCUACCACAACGUCGGUAUGUUUUACUUCCGGAAAGGAGUAAACCCAGAAACAAAAAACAAGGCGGAGUGUUUCGUACUAGCAGCAAAAUAUUAUGAAGAGGCAAGGUUUCAGAUUGAAAGAGGUGGACUGACUCUCAACGACCCAGCGUAUGAACUCAAUAAGAAAUACCACAAACUGGCACUACAGACCAUCAACGAUGACCGUGGACUUGAGAAAGCAAAACAGUUUUAUCUAAAAUUUGAAUCUGGUAAAUUUGACAAGAAAAUUCGGAGAUGGAAAAGUAUUGAUGAAACCAUGACGAAAAGUGAGCGAUUGGCAUCGACAGGAAAAAGUUUUGAGAAGAAAUCGGAAUCGAACCAGUCUUCUGACUCGGAAGCCGAGGCAAGCUCAGACAGUUCUGACCCUGACGACUCUCCUGUCGACAUCACUGACGAAGAGGGCGGCGAUGACUUUACAGAGGAGAAUAUCAAGUCACAGAUUACAAAAUCAGACGACAUGGCUUACGGACAUGAAGAUAUGGAAUCAUCGUCGUCCCCUCAGAAGGAUCUCGGUCGGAAUGAUGAAGUGGAGAAAAUGGAGAGAGAUAAACUGGACAGCGGAAUCGGAAGUCUUGCGUCGAGUUCUGCUGGAUCAUCCAGCAAUACUGAUGACGUAGUAAGCAAAAGAAGAAGGCUCGUAUCCAUGCCUUCGGGUUCUCUGGAAGAUAAUGUUUUUACACAUAAUGAUACUGCGUAACUUGUUUAU
Messenger RNA from Saccostrea cuccullata (small rock oyster), 3353 nucleotides. RefSeq lists its product as uncharacterized. Gene Ontology annotation, molecular function: protein binding; ATP hydrolysis activity. The coding region runs from base 177 to 3344 and encodes 1055 amino acids. The transcript is spliced from 10 exons. Lineage: Eukaryota; Metazoa; Mollusca; Bivalvia; Ostreida; Ostreidae. The record is from RefSeq and is a predicted model, not a curated record.